AAGAUACUCAGAUAGUUGAAUCAUAGUGUGCGAUUGAUUAAUCGAUAGACACCAUUGCCACAGUGACUCAGGCAAAAAAUUACGCUUCUUAGUUACAUAGCGUGUUUUUUCAAGACAAUACAACUGGCAGAUCGUGCAAUUACUGGAUAUUGUUUACAAAAAGUAAUUGUGAAUCAUGAAGGCACCAACAUCAGUAGUCAUUAAAGGUUUCAUUUUACUAGUGAUAUGCUAUCGAAAUUGUGGAGCGUACGAAUGGCUACAGAAGACAUCCAAAGCUUUUAAAUUACAAAGAAAUGACGAGGUCGACUUCAACUGCUCUCUUAGUGACCCAACUGUAAACGUCACGUUUUGGUAUAAACCACAUACACCUUCUAUUUUCAAAAGGCGUAUUCCUGACGGUAUAUAUCUUCAGCAAUUCAAUCAAAUAUUUCGAAUUGUGAAAUUAAACCGCUCAAAUGAUGGUGAUUAUGAAUGUCGAGCUGAAAAUGUGUCGACUUUAGCAGUCCUUUCAGUUCAUUACGCUACUGAUGGCUUAGCAAGACCUGUACCAAGCAUUAUUCGCCGCACAUCAGUCGAAUAUAAACAGAGGUUGUUCUAA
Molecule: messenger RNA, 598 nt
Organism: Xenia sp. Carnegie-2017
Lineage: Eukaryota; Metazoa; Cnidaria; Anthozoa; Malacalcyonacea; Xeniidae
Exons: 3
Coding region: 176-598 (140 amino acids)
Source: RefSeq, a predicted model, not a curated record